Molecule: messenger RNA, 4123 nt
Organism: Triplophysa dalaica
Lineage: Eukaryota; Metazoa; Chordata; Actinopteri; Cypriniformes; Nemacheilidae
Exons: 14
Coding region: 2424-3422 (332 amino acids)
Source: RefSeq, a predicted model, not a curated record
CAUUUAUUAUAUUAAUGUACAUAGAUUUUUUUUAACUGAAAGAAAAAAAAUGAACUGCUGUAUAUAGUAGAGUUACAUAGUCGCGCGUCAGGCCCGCGAGCCUGACUGCGGUCAUAUAAGCUGAGGUCUGGGCCCACCACGCACGCGCACAGCCGGAUUCCAUUCUGAGUGGACGGACCGCGUACUGUCAGCUUUCCUGAGCAGCUAAACAAGACACAAAGGCUCUUUUAAGAGCCCCUACCAGAGCAUCUUUGGCUUUAUCUUCACUGUUGUCUCCACAAUUUUCGGACACUUUUUAUUUCAAGCAUGGACUCCAAAUCCAGGAGGCAGCGAUACACAAGGCAGUGGAAAUGUGCCCGAAGGUCACUGGCUGAAAGGAUUGUCGAAGAACAAUUACAAUGCAAUCCAAAUACAUUUCAACACGGACAAGAUCCGAUCAACAUGAUGGAAAGAAAUGACUAUGACGCUGACAUGCAAAGUGCUUUUGAGUGUGUAGAGAAUGAAGGCAGUGAGCAAAACUGCAGUCCAUGGCAUGAGGGUGUGGAAUACGGGGUCAUCGAAGGAAACUGCAGCUCAGGACAGAAGAGUGGGAUUGAUGCAGUCAGUGAGGCAAACUGUAGUUCAGGGACUGAAGAUGUGGAAAUGCCCCCAGCCUCACUUACAAUGUUUCUGCAGGAGUGGAGUGUGAAACACCUCAUAACACAUAAUGCAAUUGAUGACCUUCUGAGAGGACUUCAGAAACAUGGACACCCAGUACUGCCGUCAACAGCAAGAACCUUGCUCAGAACCCCAAGACAAAUCAAAACAUUGACAAUGUCAGGGAUGCAGUGUGUUCACUUAAACUUGAGAGAGAGCCUAAUUGAGCAGCUAAAGCACUACCCAAAGGAGAUUACUGAACAAAUAAGAACACUGGAAAUAUCCUUUAACAUAGAUGGACUGCCUCUUUUCAAAAGCAGCAGGGCACAUCUUUGGCCAAUUCUCUGUGCUAUUCAUCUGACACCCACCAGAGUCUUUCCAGUAACACUGACACUUGGCCCUUCCAAACCAACAAAUCUGGAUUUUGUUGAACAAGCUUUGAUAGAUGUUCAGGAACUCCUUGACAAUGGCUAAGAGGGAAAACAAUUAAAAAUUAGAUGUGUUGUCUGUGAUGCACCAGCAAGAGCGAUGGUAAAAAAGAUCAAGCAAUAUUCUGGCUAUUAUGGGUGUGACAAAUGCACACAGAAGGGCAGAUGGGUUUCUGGUAGAGUGACCUACCCAAAGGUGGACAACCUCAUCCUACGUAGUGACGAAACACAUUGUGCUGAAAUGAUCAGACGGGAGCAAAAUGAGUCCAUUCCAGUGUCUCCUUUUUUAAGGCUGCCGAUGGACAUGAUAGCACAAUUCCCAAUUGAUUACAUGCACCAAGCCUGUUUGGGUGUUAUGAGAAAACUCAUCACAGAGUGGAUAAGAGGAGAUAGAAAGGCGCGAAUGUCUGCUGUUCAAAUAAAAGAAGUGACCCAAAGACUUCUGUCACUCAGGAAAGCUAUUCCAAGCUGUUUUCCCAGAAAACCAAGGGGUCUAGAGGACAUAGACAGGUGGAAGGCAACUGAACUGCGUCAGUUUGCUGUGUACACUGGCAAGAUUGUGCUAAAGAUAAUACUGUCUGACCAGCUGUACGACCACUUCAUGGCAUUCAGUGUUGCCUUGAGCCUUCUCCUUUCACCCAGCUUGGCAGUCAACCACAACAAGUACAGCACUGAUCUGAUGACUUACUUUGUCGCAAAAACAAAAGACCUUUAUGGCGAGCAAUUCAUGGUGUAUAACAUCCAUUCAAUGAUACACCUACCUGCAGAAGCAAUUCAUUUUGGGAGUCUUGAUGCUUGCAGCGCAUUCCCAUUUGAGAAUUUUCUUGGAAAAAUCAAGCGACUCGUGAGGUCAGGAAAACAACCACUUGUUCAAGUGGCCAAGCGCUUGAUGGAGAUUUCAGUCUCUCCACAGACUCAAUCUGUGGUGGCCGCAAAGUGCAAAUUGUCAAGACCAAACAAUGGCUUCAUUCUUGGCGAGGGAAAAUGUUGUGAGGCCAUUCAAGAGAGGGUUGAGUCAGAUGAGUCUGGCUCCCCUGUGGUAUUGUGCAAAGUAUUCGAAAAAUGUGAACCACUUUUUAUGGACCCAUGUGACUCACGAAUAAUUGGCUGUUUCAAAGUCCAGUCAAGACAAUGCAGAGUGAAACUUGUACCAGAACAACAGUUGACAAGACCUGCCAUAUUGCUGGAAAAAAACCAGGAGAUUGUUUUUUUGUCCAUCUUGCAUAAUAUUUAAAUUCCAUCAUGGCAAACCUGGCUAACAAUUUCCAUCUAAUGAUACAAAAUUUAUCAUGGCAUCCAUCAUGGCAAACCAGGCUAACAAUUUCUAUCAAAUGAUACAAAAUUCAUCAUGGCAAUAAGAUGGAGAAAAAAACUUUUGCGGUUGUGGAAUUUGCCGAUGACAAUUCUAUAGAAAUUGUCCCAACCACGUGGUUGGAGGAAGCCGCCGAAGGAACAUUCUGUUACUGGACAUUUACCAACACAAGGAAGUUGGUAAAAAAGAAUGCAAUGCCUGACAAGCAAAAGUGGAGGCGGCACCCCAUUAAGAAGAUUUGGCUACAAACAGACUCAUUUGAAAAAGCCCUCCAGAAAUCCCAGCGAGCCACAGAGACGUCCAAUAUUGAAACCGAGGACACAUCCAUUAAAAAGAGGCCACACAAAAAGCCAAGCAGAUUUCACUCGGAAAAUGAUAUCACCUCAGAUGAUGACAGCAGAGAUACUCCAAUAAAGAAAAAUAAAAUAUCAAAACCUGUUCCACCCAAAUAUCAGCCAUUGCCUAAAACAUUCCCACAAGACAUGGAAAGACAACAAAAGACAAGAUCACCAGAUUUAUUCUCAGAUGAAUCAUUGCCGGAGUGCUCACUGACAAAUAUGUCACCGCUCCAUCAAGUAUCAGAUCUUCUCUUGAAUGAGCCACAGAACCCAACUGAGGAGGCCACAAAAAACUAUCGCACAAAAGUCCUGCAGAAAUUACAGGAGCUGGUUGAAAACCAACAGGACAUCCUUGCAAUGCAACGCACAGUAUUGGCUGCUCUGGCUCCUAGUAACAUGGCAGAUGAGGAUAUCCUUGAUGGACCCUGCCAAACAUUAGAGGAUUUCGCACAGUUGGACAAAAUGCUGGAAAACGGCGACAAAAGGACAAAGAUGUUGAACUACCUACGGUCUCUUGGCGGAGCUGAUGAAGGUGCCGCUGUCCGCAAAAUGAUGCGUAAAGUGGCCUCGACUGAAGUGUUGAGUGCCUACAGCCUAAAGGGGAGGAAAGGCAAACUCGCCUUUCAAAGCCUCAGAAUUUGCAAUAUUAUAAUAAGUGUGUGUUCUUUCAUCAGUUUACCUGAAUCCUCUCUUGUUCAUAUUGGUUAAAAAUCAUUUAGCUAAAUUAAUUUAACUGAGUUAUUAGACGCACAGAUGACUCAACACAGAUUGUUCCUUUGUGCACACCAGCCUGAUGAUACUACAAAUUAGUGAUCGAGAACUCCAGGGAAUGGUAAUCUAAAAUGUCCUUUAUUUGUACGUUUUGUUGUGGUGCACCUUCCUAAAUGUUUCCUUAUUCAAAGGAUGCAUGUCCAUCGUAAGCAAAGCACUUUGUGGUUCGGUUUCAAAACAUUAAGGAAAUAGAAAAUAAAGUGCAGGCUGCUCGCUGUUAAAAAAGUUAUUAAGAGAGAUAAAGGCCACAACAUGCAACACUCUUCUGCACACACAAGGAAGAAGCAUACAAACAUGCCAAAUAAAAUAAAUAAAAGGAUUACAUUGUAAAAGGUUAACCAUGCCCUAAAUACACCUGCGCCAUGGACUUCAGACUAUGCGUAUAUCCACAGGUGUCAAACUCAGUUCCUGGAGGCCCGCAGCUCUGCACAUUUUAGCUCCAAUCCUUAUCAAACACACCUUAUUCAGCUAAACAACAUCUUCAGGAUUACUAGAAACUUCCAAGCAGGUGUAGUUUAGAGCUGUUUUGAGUUAAACCGUGCAGAACUGCGGCCCGCCAGGAAUUGAGUUUGACACCUCUUGUCUGUAUCAUCCAAAGUAGAUUCGUAAAUGCGAGUGCGACAUACAUACCAUAUAGA